This is a messenger RNA of Closterium sp. NIES-65, 1332 nucleotides long. Lineage: Eukaryota; Viridiplantae; Streptophyta; Zygnematophyceae; Desmidiales; Closteriaceae. The record is from the annotation of a GenBank genome assembly.
AUGGGCUGUGCGGGAUCGAAAACUAAGGACGAUACGUCUCCUCCUCGACGGAGAGAUGCAUCAGAGGAGGCCGUUCCCGCUCCGAAAGUUGCACCGGACGAUUUAUCAGAUAAUGGACCAUUGCUAGCGCAAAGCCCGAAGAUUAAAGCCCAAAGCGGCCUUUCAGAACCUAGUAGAUCCGACAAAUCCCCAACCGCGGCACCGGCAGAUCAAUUGUUAUCACGAGACGAUGGACCAGCAGCAGAUUCUCAACGGUCAAAUCCACCGACACAGGUUACCGGGUUACCACCAGGAGGUCCACCGGGGUUACACGGAUCGCCAGCUGUUCCCGCGCAGGAGCAGUCACCGCAGAGCGAAUUGGCAGCAGUGCCAGCGCCGUCGCCGGGGCCCACAGGAGCGCGGAUUGCGGCUCAGACGUUCACGUUUCGAGAGCUGGAGCGAGCGACGGGCGGGUUCUCCGAGAAGAAUUUUAUAGGCGAGGGCGGGUUUGGUCGCGUGUACAAAGGGUGGCUGGAGUCUACAGGCCAGGUGGUAGCUGUGAAGCAGUUGGAUAGGAACGGCGUGCAGGGAAAUCGGGAAUUUCUGGUGGAGGUGCUCAUGCUCAGCCUGCUGCACCAUCCGAAUCUCGUGAAUCUCAUUGGCUACUGCGCGGACGGCGAUCAACGGCUGCUGGUGUACGAAUUCAUGCCACGUGGCGCCCUUGAGGACCAUCUGCAUGACCUACCUGAGGGCAGGGCGAGUCUGGAGUGGAGCAAGCGCAUGAGAGUGGCAGCAGGGGCGGCCAAGGGCCUUGAGUACCUUCACGAGGAGGCUUCUCCGCCCGUCAUCUACCGCGAUUUCAAGUCCUCCAACAUCCUCCUCGACGAGAACUGGCACCCCAAGCUCUCGGAUUUCGGGCUGGCGAAGCUGGGGCCUGUGGGGGACAAGACGCACGUGUCGACGCGGGUGAUGGGCACGUAUGGGUACUGCGCGCCCGAGUAUGCGAUGACGGGGCAGCUCACGGUUAAGAGCGAUGUGUAUAGUUUCGGAGUGGUGCUGCUGGAGCUGAUCACGGGGCGGAAGGCCAUUGACAGCUCGAGGCCGCAUGGAGAGCACAACCUCGUUGCUUGGGCGCGGCCGCUCUUCAAGGACAGGAGGAAGUUCCCAGCCAUGGCGGACCCCCUGCUGCAGGGCCGCUACCCCAUGCGUGGGCUGUACCAGGCGCUGGCAGUUGCUGCCAUGUGCCUGCAGGAGCAGGCCAGCCAGCGCCCCAUGAUCCACGAUGUGGUUACCGCUCUCAACUACCUGUCGUCACAGCCCUACGACCCAAAUAACAACCCGCAACCCAGGUAA